Messenger RNA from Tetrahymena thermophila SB210, 855 nucleotides. RefSeq names its product oxidoreductase, short chain dehydrogenase/reductase family protein. Lineage: Eukaryota; Ciliophora; Oligohymenophorea; Hymenostomatida; Tetrahymenidae. Gene Ontology annotation, molecular function: oxidoreductase activity, acting on the CH-OH group of donors, NAD or NADP as acceptor. The transcript has 2 exons. The record is from RefSeq and is a predicted model, not a curated record.
AUGAGCCAUUAAAAGAGAAUAGCUAUAAUAACAGGUAGUAAUAGAGGGCUUGGAAAAGCAAUAGUACAAUAUUUAGCUCAAAGCGAAUUCAGUUAAUUUUACCAUGUAAUCAUGACAGGCAGAAAUGUUGAUUAAGUUUCACUUGCUUAAGAGGAAAUACUGUAGAACAUUUAGAAAUAAAAGCAAAAAUGCUAAAUAGAAGUUUAAAGAUUAGAUGUGGCUGAUAGUAAGAGCAUUAAGUAAUUCAGUAAUUGGUUUUAAAACAAUUUUGAUAGGUAUGACGUUCUUUUUAACAAUGCUGGAGUAGUAAACAAGUAGUUGGAUGAUUAUAACUUACAAAAGAAACCUGACUAAGAAAAUGCUAGAUGGACAAUGUAAACCAAUUUUUUUGGUACUAUUGAGCUAACAAAGUGUCUUCUUCCUAACCUCUCUCAGGAUGGAAAGAUACUAAUGAUGAGUAGCAAUCUUGGAAUUCUUUAAUACUAAGGCGAGAAAGGAAAACAAUUCCUUAGCAACCAUAAUCUAAAUGAAUAAGAUUUAAUCUAAGCAGCAUAGAAUUACAUAAAUAAUGCUAACUAAAAUGAUACAACAAUGUUUUGUAAUUCUUCAUAUCAUACAUCUAAGGCUCUUCUUAAUUCGUAUUGUAGAAUUGUUGGACCUAAAAUCCUUGAACCUAACCAAUCAAUGUACGCUAUUAGUCCUGGCUGGGUGAAAACAGAUAUGGGCGGAGAAUUUGCAGAAGAAACCAUUGAGUAAUCUGGUCCUUUUUUAGCGGAUUUAAUAACAAAAUUACCAUAUGGAAGAAAUAAAUUAUCAUUUAAAUUUAUUGAAAAGAUGAAAGAAAUAGAUUACUGA